Messenger RNA from Anoplopoma fimbria (sablefish), 2116 nucleotides. RefSeq names its product E3 ubiquitin-protein ligase TRIM39-like. Gene Ontology annotation, molecular function: zinc ion binding; protein binding; ubiquitin-protein transferase activity. Gene Ontology annotation, biological process: protein ubiquitination. The coding region runs from base 1 to 1638 and encodes 545 amino acids. The transcript has a single exon. The record is from RefSeq and is a predicted model, not a curated record. NCBI's taxonomy places the organism in Eukaryota, Metazoa, Chordata, Actinopteri, Perciformes, Anoplopomatidae.
AUGGCUGAAGCCAGUUGUCUACUAUCUGAAGAUCAGUUUCUGUGCUCCAUCUGUCUGGAUGUGUUCACUGAUCCAGUCACCACAUCAUGUGGACACAACUUCUGCAAACACUGCAUCACUGAACACUGGAAUGUCGGUUUCCCAUGGAAGUGUCCCAUGUGUAAAGAGAUGUUUACCACCAAACCUGAACUUCUCGUCAACACUUUCAUCUCUGAGAUGGUUGCUCAGUUCAAAGAGGAAGCUCAACAGAAAGCCAGCAGCUCGGAGCAGGAAGUUGCAAAACCAGGAGAAGUUCCCUGUGACGUCUGCACUGGAACCAAACUGAAGGCCCUGAAGUCCUGCCUGGUGUGUCUGGUCUCCUACUGUGAGACUCACCUGGAGCCUCAUCUGAGAACGUCAGGCCUGAAGAAACAUCAGCUGAUCGACCCUGUGGAGAACCUUGAAGCCAGGAUGUGUACGAAGCACGAUAAACCUCUGGAGCUGUUCUGUAAGACCGACCAGACAUGUGUCUGCAUGCUCUGCAGUGUUUUAGACCACAAGACGCAUGAAAUUGUUCCUCUGAGAGAUGAAUAUGACGUAAAGAAGGCAGAGGUGGAGAAGACAGCUGCAAAACUUCAGCAGAUGAUCCAGAAGAGACAACUAAGCAUACAGAAGAUCAAACGGUUACUCAACAUCAGCAAGGAAAACGCAGACAGAGAGAUCGCAGAAGGUGUUCAAGUCUUCACAACCCUGAUGGAGUUUGUCGAGAGAGGCAUGAACGAGCUUAUUGAGACAAUUGAAGAGAAGCAGAAAACGACAGAGGAACAGGCCGAAGACUUCAUCAGAGAGCUGGAACAGGACAUCUCUGAGCUGAAGAAGAAAAGCACUGAGGUGGUGCAGCUCUCACUCUCUGAAGACCACCUCUACCUCCUCCAAAGCUUCCCAUCCCUGAAAGAAGCUCCACCCACCAAAGACUGGACAGAGGUCAGCUUCCAUCCACCGUCAUACAGAGGGAUGGUGAUGAGAGCUGUGUCUCAGCUGGAGGAGACACUCACUGCAAGGAUUACUGAGUGUGUUAUGGCUGAGCUGACGAGGGUCCAACAAUACGCCAUAAAUGUGACUCUUGAUCCUGAUACAGCUCAUCCUGAACUUAAUAUUCCUGACGAUGGGAAACAAGUGAAUCAUUGUGACGUAAAGAAGAAUCUCCCAGACAACCCAGAGAGAUUUUCUAAAUGUAUUUGUGUUUUUGGAAAGCAGGGUUUCUCCUCAGGGAGAUUUUACUUUGAAGUUCAAGUUAAAGGGAAGACUAAAUGGACUUUAGGAGUGGCCAGAGAGUCGAUCAGCAGGAAAGAGAACAUCCCACUGAGUCCUCAGGAGGGUUAUUGGACAAUAUGUUUGAGAAAUGGAAACGAGUACAAGGCUUUUGCUGGCCCUGGUGUCUAUCUCCAUCUGAAAUAUAGGCCUCAGAAGGUGGGGGUGUUUGUGGAUUAUGAGGAAGGUCUAGUUUCCUUUUAUCAAGUAGAUGCUGCCGCUCUAAUGUAUUGCUUUACUGGCUGCUCCUUCACUGAGAAGCUCUACCCGUACUUUGGUCCUUGUCCUAAUGACGGUGGUGAAAACUCCACCCCACUGAUCAUCACUCCUGUCAAAGGCACUAAGUAGACAAAUGAUUUGAUUAUGCAUGAAAACGAUUAAUGUUAAGUAAGAGAACAUUUUCUUCUGUAAUGCUCAGUGUACGAUGGCUUUUUUCUAAUUGAUUUGCUCAUUGCUUUUUGUUAUCAUAUAUUUUCUCUAAUGUAUCCAACACACUGUUACUCACUGCUGCAAGACACAAGUUUCUCCAUGCGGAUUAUUUCAUAUCUUCUAACCCUGAGGGACCCCUUAAUGUGUCUGGAAGUGACUUUAAAAAGUGUAUAAGACGAUAUUUUGAAUAUUCCCAUUGUAUAUGAAGGUGUAUCCUAAAAUUAUGUCACCCUGGGUUUGCAUAUUUCAGACAGCAUAAGUUUAGUAUAGUUUGAUUAAUGUGUUCAAUGUGUACAUUUAAUACCGCAAAAGCUGUAAGCAGGAGUGCCAAAAAAUCAUGAAAUUAAUUUCCACAGAAACAAGAAUCCAUUAACGUUGUUGAGGUUGAAAAUCUAUG